CGUGCGACCAAUUACCACUCCUUCCAUUCUCAGCGCCAGGGUUUGUGGAAGCCGCCUGGAUUAAAAUGAAGGACAGCAGCAAGGACGAGAUCUACUUUCUCUUCAGUGAGUCUGAUGGUAAUGAGGCUUCAGAGAGAGCUGUCAGGUCCUGCAUUGGACGCGUCUGCAAGGUUGACGAGGGAGCAUCGAAGAGCACUCAAGACUCCUGGACGACCUUCCUGAAGGCUCAGCUGCUCUGCGGCUUUCCAGCCGAGCUGAGGUACUUCAACAAGAUUCAAGACGCCUCUGUCCUCCUCGUGGAUGGCGACCCUCAGAGAAGUACGGUGUAUGGGAUCUUUUCCAGCCUGUGGAACUCCAGUGCGAUCUGUGCCUACUCUCAGGCGGACAUAGACUGGGCGUUUAAAAACCCCAAGCUGAAGGGUUUCACCGGCAACCUGCCAGCGAGUCCAAAGCCAGGAACGUGCGGCAUCAGCAACGUCCCGAGAAACGUCCUGACGGCAAUAAGGAACUACCCAGAGAUCGAGGUCUCCAUCCUCCCCGUGAAAGACCAGCCCCUCUACGUGGUCAAGCACACCAGCUACACCAAGAUCGCAGCAGACCAAGUCAAGGGGGCCAAUCAUGACUCCUAUCCCGUCUUGUUCGUUGGCACAGGGAACGGGAAGGUCCAUAAAGUUUUACAUUACGGCGGGGAGUCUUUCAUCAUCUCGGAGCUCAGCCCCUUUCAGACUGAGGCCCCUGUCUCGGCCAUGACACUGGACCCCAGCACGGGGCACCUCUUUGUUGGGACUCCCUUGGAGACCGUCCGACUGCCGCUGGCGAACUGCGAGGCGUACGGCAGCGCCUGCCGGCAGUGUGUCGCUGCCAGAGACCCCUACUGCGGGUGGCAUCAGGUCAGCAAGAUGUGCGUGCCUGUCGCAGGAGCGGAGAAUGACACUGAGAGUGAGAUCCUCCAGAGUAUUAAACAGCUGAACGUCUCGAUCUGCGAUGGUGAAGCAGGUUUGAUGUCUUUCAACAAAGAGCCCAAAAUGUUGACUGUGCACUCACCUGCCUAUCUGUACCUGCCCUGUCCGGUCAAGUCCUACCACGCUGUGUACACGUGGAGCUAUAACCAGAAGGAUCGGUUUUCCUGCACCAUUCAAGAUGACUCCUGCCCACUGAUAUUCAACCAUCAUCUCCCAGCGAGCAGCGGGGAGUUCAGGUGCAUCGCCAGUGAGGACGGGCUGGAGGAGGUGCUGGCUGUCUAUAAUCCUGAGGCGGAGAAGUUUAACAACGAAGAGAGACUGGAUCAGCUUGGGUUGUUUUCUCUGGAGCAAGGAGCAAAUUGCCUUAUAGAUCAUGAGGAGCCUGGCUCGUGUGAACAGGGAGCAGCUGUUCCUCUCAGUCCCAAUGGUCAGUAUAGUGAGGGGUCCUAA
This is a messenger RNA of Chiloscyllium plagiosum (whitespotted bambooshark), 1412 nucleotides long. NCBI's taxonomy places the organism in Eukaryota, Metazoa, Chordata, Chondrichthyes, Orectolobiformes, Hemiscylliidae. The record is from RefSeq and is a predicted model, not a curated record.